Messenger RNA from Aspergillus pseudonomiae, 1533 nucleotides. RefSeq lists its product as uncharacterized. NCBI's taxonomy places the organism in Eukaryota, Fungi, Ascomycota, Eurotiomycetes, Eurotiales, Aspergillaceae. The transcript is spliced from 2 exons. The record is from RefSeq and is a predicted model, not a curated record. Bases 438 to 1298 code for a protein of 286 amino acids.
CGUCAUCGUAUUUGACUAUGCCACUAGUGGACUCCAACCUUGUGGUUGGCUUCUUUCUUUAGCAACACCCGCAGUGGAGCCAAAAGAUCGGCCACAGACGAGGCUUUGCAUUGCGACGCCUGUCCGGAUCAACAACCCACAGCCUUUCGCUUGUUGGGCAUUUUCUGUUUUUCUCCCUUGUUGAUUUGCAUUUUCACUUUCUUAUUUACUCCCAUUAAUAUUCCUUCUUGCGGGUUCAAGAAAUAUCAAGAAAAAAUUUAUUCAACCACCAUCCCUCACGUGUGGUGGCACUGAUUGACGACAAGUGGAUCUCCGUUUUGUUUAUCAUAUCAACAUCCAUACAUAUCAUCCCCCACACGAGCCAAAGAAUUAAUUAAUAUCGAUCGAUUACUUCUUGAUCCAAGCGCAUCACCACCCCGACUUGAACAGAUAUCAAGAUGCGAUCCAAACCCACAUCCGUGAAACCAUCGGCGUACCCUGCAAUACCAUUUCAUGCCAUCCGCGCUGUGGGCUUUAUCUCUACUCUGGUCGUCGGCAUCAUUCUAGCCGUCUUCAUCUACAACCUCCAUCAAGGUGGCUUCAAACUUCCUUGGGCAUUCCUGGUUCUACUAAUCGCCGUUAUCCUUUCCCUUCUUAACUACGUCCUAACUACCAUAACCCACUGCUGCUAUGGCCUCUCACCGCGCCUAUCACUCCUAUCGAAUACGAUCUGUCUCCUUCUCUGGCUCAUUUCCCUCGGCCUCUUGAGUUGGAGCAUGUCCCAAACGAUCCUGACCACCUGCAAUGCCACAUACUGGGCUACUUCUACCGGUAUCACCGUUUGCCGGAUAUACAAGGCAUUGUUCGCCUUUACAGUCCUGGCAAAUAUUUCUUAUAUCGCCGCUAUCGCCCUCGAUGUUAUCGUACGCAGACGCCAGACUCGUCUGGGUGAGUACGACCCCAUGGCCAGCAACGUGGCCUUGAACGAUUACAAGAUGCACGAUCGCAGCAGCAGUGCUUUGUCGGGAGGCAUGGGCCCUUAUGGUGGACUCGAUGAACAGCAUCCCGCUUUUCGCUCGAAUAAUCACCCGGAUGAAGUCUACAGUGACAUCCCUGCUCCGGGUAAUUAUUCCGGUCAGACGAUGCCCCCGCCUGUAUAUGGCGCCAGUUCCAAUCUUGAGCAGCAUCAUGGUGGUGAGGCGCAGGAUUAUUAUCAACCGACGCCUACUCGUCCCCGUGUCCGAUUCAGCACUUAUGGGCAUGACGGGUACGGCCAUCCAUCGGAACAGACGCAUUAUGAUCCUGCGGCUUAUAGAUGAACUCUUGUGGUUUACACCCUUAUCCAGAUGGAAUUGUACAGUAUUGGGGCUGUCUGCUUACGACCGACAUAGUAUGUGUCGAUUAUACUCAACUUGAUCUGAUGUGUUACGAUCUUGCAGUGAAGGGGUCAUACUUGUUUUUGUCAGGGCGUAAUAGGUGUACUAUUUAUGUUCAAGAUGUCCUUUUUAUCAACCUUAGUGGUCAUGAAUCAUGCCGGAUUGGAUAAUCAUUGUA